AUGGAGCAGCAGAACCAGCAGCCUCCCACGGGAGGCGUCCCUGGCCCGACUGGCCGUCGCUUGCACAUUGCCCAUCGCCGCAGCCCCUCUGAGCUGACCCCCUUGAUGAGCAUGUUUGCGAACCCUGGAAUGGAGCAGCUUGCUAUCCAGCAGCAGAUUGAGCUGUUGCAGCAACAGCAGCAGCAGAUCCAGGCCACGCACCAACAGUACAUGAAUAUGGGCAUGAUGCCACCGGGUCAGCCAUUCAACCCGCUGCAGCCGAUGGCCAAUAUGUCGCCGCAGUCAGCGUUCCAGUUUCCCAAUCAGCUUCCACAGCAGCAGAACGUCGCAAUGGGCGCUCCUAGCCAGCCCAUGUCACACCGCCGUAAUCAGUCGGCAUUGCCCAAUAUGGGCAUGGGACCUCCUCCCGCUCCUUCUGCCGGAGCGUCCGGUUCUACCUUCGGUCAGUUUGACAAUUCGCAGGCCCAAGGCCGGGAGAACGCGCCUCGAGGAGGGCGAGGUGGCGGUUCGGGAGGCGGUCACCAGCGAAGACACUCUCUGGCGCUCGCAGAUGCCAAAAAGGCCGCGGAACUUGCUCAGCAAAAGCGCACCACUUCUGGAUUUCAGUUCCCGGGGCCCGGCGCUUCCGAGGGAGCCCCUGCGGAGGAAGCGAAACCUACAGUCACUGAUACCCCUAUUGCGCAAGGUUCAUCUACCCGUGGUGGUCGUGGUGGAGGCCACGGACGAAGCCAGAGCAUGGCGGUUGGUGCGAAUGGCCGAGGAGGGCGCGGCGGGGCAGCAAACUUCAACAACAAUAACAAUAACGAGGGUGCUGCUACUCAGCAAGGAAACGAGUUCCGACGGGGCGGCGGCUCUGGCGGUCAUGCUCGAUCGUCGUCGCGGAACUUUGAAGGCAACUGGCGUAACAACCAAGCCCAGAAUCAGGGACAGGACCAGGGAGGUCAAGGACAGCAACCUUUCCAGCCAGGCCACCGAAGCCGCGGCUCCAUCAAUCAGUCUGUCUCUUCAAUUGGUGCAUUCCAGUAUCCCGGCCAACCCCAAUUGGUGCAAAUGCCCGGUCAGAUGCCCAUGAUGCAGAUGUAUCCCAACCAGCAGCUCAACCCCAUGCAGCUGAACCAGCUCCAAGCUCUCCAAGCUGCCCAGAUGAACGGCCAGCAUCUUGUUGGUUUGCAGGGCAGUCAACAUGCGCCUCAGUUGGGUGGCCAGAAUCAGCAACAACAGAGGAAGACGCUUUUCACUCCUUAUCUUCCUCAAGCAACCCUGCCUGCGCUGCUCGGCGAUGGGCAGCUCGUGUCGGGUAUCCUUCGAGUAAACAAGAAGAAUCGUAGCGAUGCUUACGUUUCGACUAGCGAUGGUCUGCUCGACGCAGAUAUCUUCAUCUGCGGAAGCAAAGAUCGUAACAGAGCAUUGGAAGGUGAUCUUGUUGCCGUCGAGCUGUUGGAUGUUGAUGAAGUGUGGGGCCAGAAGCGCGAGAAAGAAGAGAAGAAGAAGCGAAAGGAUAUCACAGAUACGCGGUCGGGAUCUACCAACGGCAAUUCUCAGUCGCACUCUGGUGGCAUCCGCCGUCGCGGCAGUCUGCGUCAACGACCUACCCAGAAGAAAAAUGAUGACGUUGAAGUUGAAGGCCAGAGCCUGCUGCUUGUGGAGGAAGAAGAGAUCAACGACGAGUCCAAGCCUCUUUACGCUGGACACAUUGUUGCAGUCAUUGAGCGCGUUGCUGGGCAGAUGUUCUCCGGCACAUUGGGACUGCUGCGUCCUAGUAGCCAGGCUACUAAGGAGAAGCAGGAGGCUGAGCGGGCUGCCAGGGAUGGCGGUCGGCAGCAAGACAGCCGCCAGCAGGACAAGCCCAAGAUUGUCUGGUUCAAGCCUACGGACAAGCGUGUGCCCCUCAUUGCCAUCCCCACGGAGCAAGCCCCGAGAGAUUUCGUAGAGAAGCAUCAGGAUUACGCGGAUCGCAUCUUCGUUGCGUGCAUUAAGCGCUGGCCCAUCACUUCCUUGCAUCCUUUCGGCACCCUUGUCGAACAGCUAGGCAGGAUGGGUGAUCUGAAGGUCGAGACCGACGCUCUUCUACGCGACAACAACUUUUCGUCAGACGAGUUCUCGGAUGCUGUCCUGCGAAGUGUUGGACUCCAGGAUUGGUCAAUUGCUAAGGAAGACGAGACUGCUAUUAGUGCCCGUCGCGACUUCCGAGGCGAGACGACCUUCACCCUCGACUUGGCGGGCACCGAAGAACUUGGAGAUGCGAUUCACGUGAAGACGGAAUCGGAUGGAAAGAUCGAGAUUGGCAUCCACGUCCCCGACAUUGCCCAUUUCGUCAAGGCCAAUUCUCUUGUUGAUCGCGAAGCUAAGAAACGCGGCACAGCGGUCCACUUGGUCAACCGCGUCUGCGCCUUACUUCCGCCCAAGAUUGCCUCAGAGGUGUGCUCUUUGACGCCCAACGAGGAUAGACUCACUGUCAGUGUGGUAUUUCGCGUGAACCCGCAGACUGGUGUCGUCGCUGAGGGUGACACUUGGGUCGGCAAGAGUAUCAUCAAGAGUUCUGGCAAGCUUUCGCUUAAGCAUAUUGACGAUGCUCUCGCGAAUCAAGCCGCGUUCAAGCACGAGAGUGUCGAAGUCAAGGACGUUCAGAUCCUCAAUGCUGUUGCGCACAAAUUCCGAGAGGCUCGCUUGGGGUCUGAGGAGGAACCCAUCUCUCCUCUCAGGUUACUCCAUCAAUUGGAUGACGAAAAUAUUCCUAUUCAGCACAACAUCUUUGACGCCACAUCCGGCACCGAAAUGGUGGAGGAGCUGCUUCACAGGGCAAACGCGCAUGUUGCACAGCAGCUUGCCCAGGGUCUUCCUGAGAAAGCCAUUUUGCGCCGCCAAGCCGCACCCAACGCCCGCCGACUGCAGACAUUCGUUGAGCGCAUGCGUGCCCUUGGCCACGACAUCGAUACCACCAGCAGCGGAACUGUGCAGAAUAGCCUGUUCAAGGUCGACGACGGCGAAAUCCGCAAGGGCAUGGAGACGCUGCUGUUGAAGACGAUGCAGCAUGCGAAGUAUUUCGUUGCCGGCAAGACGAAUAAGUUGAUCUGGCCUCACUAUGCUCUUAACUUGCCUGUGUACACUCAUUUCACUGGUCCGACACGGCGCUAUGCCGACAUCAUCGUCCACCGUCAGCUGGAGGCAGUGCUUUCCGAGGGCAAGAUUGAGUACAAUGAGGACAUCGAGAAUUUGGUCAAGACUAUCGAAUAUUGUAACACCAAAAAGGAGUCUGCCCAGAAUGCUCAGGAGCAGAGUAUUCACAUCGAGUCCUGCAGGAUCAUGGACAAGAAGCGCCAAGAAGUAAAUGGCGAUCUGAUCAGCGAAGGCAUUGUUAUCUGCGUUUACGAGUCUGCGUUUGACGUUCUGAUUCCCGAAUGGGGCUUUGAGAAGCGAGUGCAUUGCGAUCAGCUGCCGUUGAAGAAGGCUGAAUUCAGAAAGGAAAAGAGGGUGUUAGAGCUGUACUGGGAGAAGGGGGUUCCUAGCUCCGCUUACGUGCCUGAAGAUGAGCGACCCAAGGCAGCUCAAUCCCAGAGGAUGUCGAACGCCAUGGCAGCCGCCAGGCAUGCAGAGGAGGCCGAACGAGCCAAGAAGGAACGCGAAGAGGCAGCACGCAAGCAGACGGAGACAGGCACAAUUUCUACGGAUGAUGUGGAUGCCCUGUUUGACGAUGACGACGAUAACGCGUCGGACAUCACGGAAGCCAUGGCUGGUGCUUCUCUCGCAGAGCGACCCACUCAAAGUGUGCCCGGGUCGCCAACUCGAUCUACAUCGAAUGCUGGCAUCCUUCACCGCACUCGGUCUGACUCGAAGGUACCGAUGGCGGAGGCUGUUGAAACUCGAUUGACCAAUAAGGAGAAGUACCUCAAGCUGUUUGCGCUUAGAGAAGAGGGCGGUGACUACAUCCAAGAUGUCACUGAAAUGACCAGAGUGCCCGUGAUUCUCAAGACGGAUCUGACGAAGAGCCCACCUUGCCUCACGAUCCGCUCGCUGAACCCAUACGCACUAUAA
Pseudomassariella vexata is the source of this 4032-nucleotide messenger RNA. RefSeq lists its product as uncharacterized. The record is from RefSeq and is a predicted model, not a curated record. Gene Ontology annotation, molecular function: 3'-5'-RNA exonuclease activity; RNA binding. The coding region runs from base 1 to 4032 and encodes 1343 amino acids. Lineage: Eukaryota; Fungi; Ascomycota; Sordariomycetes; Amphisphaeriales; Pseudomassariaceae. Gene Ontology annotation, cellular component: P-body; exosome (RNase complex). Gene Ontology annotation, biological process: mRNA catabolic process. The transcript has 5 exons.